AACUCAGGUCCUGAACUAGUUGACGGAUUCUAUAUUGUGGUCCUGGCUAACUCCGAGCUUGGACUGGUCCUUGGAGACAUGGGUGAAGAAGUGGUUUGCAAGAAGUUCAAGGUUGUUGUCUCAGUUGCCCAAUUCUUUUUGGUCUCCCAAACAGAGCAUUUGUCAGGGAACCCUUUGUAUUCGACCAAGGCGCAAUUCUGCGAUAUUGGGAUGACCCACGACAUUUUGAUCAAAUGCAGCGGAGAAGACGAAGGGUUGAAGUAUCUAGUGCUAUCAGUCUGUAUCGAUAAAAUGAAGGUAAUUCGAGUGAAGAGGUUGCAGUGGAAUUUCAAAGGGAACCAGACCAUCUUUGUUGAUGGGUUGUUGGUUGAUAUGAUGUGGAAUGUUCAUGACUGGUUCUUCAAUCCAGACUCUAGAUAUGUUGUUUUUAUGUUUAGGACAAGAAGCGGGUUGGACAGCCAGUUGUGGUUGGAGGAGAAGACAACGCAGAAGGACCAAGAGAGAGUUGAUUUUUCUUUGUUGAUCUAUGCCUAUAAGAGCCCAUAAAGAAAUUUCUUGUUUCCAUUUUUUUUUCAAUUUUAUUUUCUCUCACUCUUUCAAUUCUCCUUCUUCUGAGGAGAGUGAAUGUAGUUAAUUCAUUUGAUGAUGAUUAUAGGAAAGAAAAAAAAAACAGAAAAUACUUGGUGAUGACAUUUUGGUUUUUGAGUUGCAGACAUGUGUAUUGAUAGAACUUGAAAUUGGUUGGUUUUGAUCAUACUUGGAGUUGUUUCUUUUCAUCUCUUUCUUUCUUUUUCUAUCUGAAUUCUAAGUUUCUGACCCACAAGUUUUUAUCUUUUCCCGUUUUCCAUGGGAGGAAGUGGACACAUCAAUUUAGAUUCUCGAAGGAAAGAAUUUUAUUUAGUGUAACUAUAACAACACUAACAGCACUGGUAGUGGCAUUUGGU
Nelumbo nucifera (sacred lotus) is the source of this 944-nucleotide messenger RNA. RefSeq lists its product as uncharacterized. Lineage: Eukaryota; Viridiplantae; Streptophyta; Magnoliopsida; Proteales; Nelumbonaceae. The record is from RefSeq and is a predicted model, not a curated record.